This is a messenger RNA of Xyrauchen texanus (razorback sucker), 2125 nucleotides long. It is a transcript of the gene calcrl2, whose product is annotated as calcitonin receptor-like 2. The record is from RefSeq and is a predicted model, not a curated record. The transcript has 13 exons. Lineage: Eukaryota; Metazoa; Chordata; Actinopteri; Cypriniformes; Catostomidae. Gene Ontology annotation, cellular component: plasma membrane. Gene Ontology annotation, molecular function: calcitonin gene-related peptide receptor activity; calcitonin receptor activity; adrenomedullin receptor activity. Gene Ontology annotation, biological process: adenylate cyclase-activating G protein-coupled receptor signaling pathway; angiogenesis; cell surface receptor signaling pathway. The coding region runs from base 142 to 1581 and encodes 479 amino acids.
GGUUGUGAUGGAGGUGGAGCAGAUCCGCAGAUAAUCAAACACGGGUGAAAGGACCAAACAUUCACACACCCCUGACGAACCUCACACACCAGAACGAACACUGAUGCUGUUUAGCGCCCCCUGUCUGAGUGGCAGAGCAUCAUGAGAAGAAGCCAGUCGCUGCUGCUGUUGUUCAUACCACUGCUGACCUCGGAGGUGUAUUACUGUGGCGAUGUAGUAAUCGCUGCGAGGAUGCCAGCAGAGGACGAGACUGAAAUCCAAGCGUCCCCCACUGAUCUGAGAGUGACACGCGAGCAGAUCCUGUCCGCCCAGUUUGAGUGUUACCUCAAAAUCAUGUACGACCCUCCACGUUCUGAAGCAGGCCCGUACUGUAAUCGCACAUGGGACGGUUGGCUCUGUUGGGGAGACUCCGCACCCGGAACCGCCGUCCAGCCCUGCCCCUCCUACUUCCAGGACUUUGAUCCAUCCGAGAAAGUGACCAAAGUGUGUAACUCCAAUGGUCAGUGGUUCCGUCACCCAGAAAGUAACCGGCUGUGGUCCAACUACACCCAGUGUUCGGCUUACACCAAACAGAAACUCAAGCUUACUUAUGUGAUGUACUAUCUGGCUGUGGUGGGAAACAUCCUCUCCAUCAUAUCACUCCUGAUUUCCAUAUUUAUCUUCUGCUACUUCAAGUGUUUGAGUUGCCAGCGCAUCACUCUUCAUAAAAACAUGUUCACGUCAUUCAUCCUGAACUCAGUCGCCACCAUCGCCCUGCUUCACCAACAGCAGGUGAAACCUGAUUCGUCUCAGAUUGGCUGUAAGUUCCUGAUGAGUUUGGUCCAAUACACGUCAUGCUCCACUUAUUUCUGGAUGCUGUGUGAAGGAAUCUACCUGCACACGCUCAUCAUAGUGGCCGUGUUUGUGGGGAAACAGCAGCUUGGGUGGUACUACAUCCUUGGAUGGGGUUUUCCUGUGAUUCCUGCCGUCAUGCACACUGUGGCGCGACUGCUCUUCCACGAUGACAACUGUUGGUUGAUGAACAUAAAACUGUUGUAUAUUACACACGGUCCUAUCCACGUCGCUCUGCUGGUGAAUCUGUUCUUCCUCUUGAACAUCGUGCGGGUGUUGAUCACUAAACUGCGGGUCACUCACCAGACCGAGACAAAUGUCUACAUGAAGGCGGUGCGUGCCACCAUCAUCCUGGUACCUCUGCUGGGAGCGCAGUUCAUCCUGGUGCCACUUCAGCCCAACGAACGCAAUGCACUCAACGUCUACGAGUUAUUCAUGAACAUCUUGACACAUUUUCAGGGUCUCCUGGUGGCCAUUAUCUUCUGUUUCUGCAAUAGAGAGGUGCAGUCGGCGCUCAGGCGUAAGUUCGCGCUGUAUCGCUGUCAGUGUAGACAGCGCCACCUGGUGAAGACCGAUACACACUGCAACUAUCACACAAACUCCUCCAUCACAGAAACGAGCCGCGUAACUUUCAGUCUUGACCAAAUCCCAUGCAAUGCCACGCAUGCGCUCAACGGCAAGAGCAACGGCAAACGCUACUCGAACGGAGAACCCGAGAAAAGCAUCAUUUUGGAGUCGUCUGAAAUCUGACCAUCCAUCAAGUAGAAGAAAUUCUGUUUACACAACAGCGCUGUUGAUAAAGGUCCUGUUUUGAUGUAAAAACACACAUAAUACCAUCUAGAGACUGUGGCGCUGUUUCCACCUGAUAUGUAAUCACCCAAAAAAGUGGCCCAAAGCGUUGCGUAAUCCCAUCACUCAAACCACUUUUCACGUUGGCCAGCUGUCAGACUUGCUCGUAAAGUUAGCAGUAUGUUAGCAUCAUUCAUUCAUGCUAAACUUAUAGCAGAUUUAAGUUUAAGGGUAAAUUCAAGGAAUUAAUAUGAAAAUACCAAGAGAUAUUUCCACAUUGUAACUUUUCCUAAAUCGUAUGUUUAACAUGUUAAGUUAGACAAGCACUUGCAUUUUCCACCGAAUGUUAAGAGGUGUUUUUGUGAUUUUGUUUGACAUUAUACUGUUUUAUUAAAGGUUUUAUGACAAUUGGAAAACAUUCCAUAUUGAUGUGUUCAUAAAUGUGAUCUCACUCUGUGUAUCGUACACAAUGAAACUCAAUAAAAGUACUCGCAAACUAUUGAGU